Paramecium sonneborni is the source of this 984-nucleotide messenger RNA. The record is from the annotation of a GenBank genome assembly. NCBI's taxonomy places the organism in Eukaryota, Ciliophora, Oligohymenophorea, Peniculida, Parameciidae.
AUGAAAAAAUCUGAUUAUAUGGUUUAGGAGUUAAUAGAUGUAACUAAUUUAUAAGAGUGCCUUUUACUUAUUCUUUUUACAUUAAUAGGAUUAGGAUUAUUUUGGCUAAUUUGGAGGGAUUACUAAACUACAAAAAGAAUCUACAUUUAGAGAUAAUAAGAAAAAGUUGAUAUGUUGAUUAUUAAACGACUUUUAUUAGUAAAUGUAUGCGCUCAAACCUUUUCUUAUUUUAUUGAAUGUGUAGGUUUUGCAUUCAUUGACAAUUGUGAAACCAAUAAUUACUUUAUUUUUCCUAUGAUUUAUUUAAUUUGCAAUGUAACUUAUAUGACAUCAUUAUAUAUUUGUUGUUGGAGAUCAACAGUCAUAUGGUAAAAUGUAUUAUUAAAUCUAAAGGGGACAAUUGGUCUGUCUAAAAUUAAAUAUUUCAAGUUAAAUUUUUGAUUUUGUUAAAAAUUAUGCCAUAAUCGAAGUAUUAAUAAUUCUUAUGAAUCUUCUUGUUUGUCUAUUUUAUUUUAUUUAAGUAAAAAGGUAAAUUUAUUUAUAAUCUUAGUGUAGUAAGUCUGAUUGUGUCUAUUAUUUCAACUUUGGUGCUUAUAUUAUUUCUAGUUGCUUCAUAUUUAUUCUAGAAAUACAUUAUUAGAACUUAAAACGAAAUACCAGAGUUAACAAAACGUAGAGUAAUAUUUCAUUAUAUAAAUUAAGGUAUUUAUAAGCAUUAUCUUCUUAUCAUGUGCCUUAAGUUUUAGAAUCUUAUGGAACAUCUUACUUAUGAUUCAAGAAAUUAAUUUAGUAAAAAUAUUGAAAUAUGGGGAUGAUAAUGUGUAAUAUCCAUGUUCAACACCAGAUGGUCUUAAUUGGUUCUUUUAUGAAUUAAUAUAUUUUCCAAUUGCUAAUUUGAUACCAGCGUUUUUAUUCAAUCGAAUUUACUCUCCGUAUAGAGCUAUUACGUAAAAUAAAUUAAAUAGAUUAAUAAAUGAAGAGUGA